CUGGGUCGGACUCUCGUCGGCCGCCGUCGGGAGGCGGACCCGGAAGACGCUGAGGAGGUGACGGAGACGAGGAGACAGAAAUCUUCCCGAGAUGGAGUUUGACAGCGAGAGAGUGCGGCGGCAGCUGAGCAAGUACAAAUUCAGGGAUCUAACAAUGGAAGAAUUAAUGAAAGUAAAUAUGUUCUAUCCAGAUUUUAGAUUCUCCAUGGACACUUAUGUUUUCAAAGACAGUUCUCAGAAAGAUCUGUUGAAUUUUACUGGCACUAUUCCUGUGAACUAUCAGGGUAAUACAUAUAAUAUCCCAAUUCGCUUGUGGAUUUUGGAUUCUCACCCUUUUGCGCCCCCCAUUUGCUUCUUGAAGCCAACUCCAAACAUGGGAAUCUCAGUGGGAAAACAUGUGGAUGCUCAGGGCAGAAUAUAUCUGCCCUAUCUACAAAAUUGGAGUCAUCCUAAAUCAGUCAUCACUGGGUUAAUCAGCGAAAUGAUUAUCAAGUUUCAGGAGGAGCUUCCUCUGUAUUCCUUAUCGGCUUCUGAUGAGGCUCAACAGGUAGAAUUGCUAGCCUAUAUUUCAAAAAUCACUCAAGGUAUUUCUGACAUAAAUUCAAAAAAUCAAGAAAACAAAAAUGUCAACAAAAUUACUGUAGUUGGAAGUGGAGAGUUGGGAAUUGCUUGUGUAUUGGCAAUUUUAGCAAAGGGUAUUGCAGACAAGGUCGUCCUUAUAGAAUUUUCAGAAGGAACAAAAGGAGGAACAAUGGACAUGGACAUUUUUGAAUUGCAAAAUGUGGAAAUCAGCAAAGACUUGUCUGCCUCUUGGAAUUCCAAAGUGGUGAUCUUCACAGUUAACUCCUUAGGCAAUUCUCAGACCUACCUUGAUGUUGUACAGAAUAAUGUGGACAUGUUCAGGGAGCUGGUUCCAGCCCUAGGACAUUACAGUCCACAGAGCGUCAUACUUGUUGCCUCUCAACCAGUUGAAAUCAUGACAUAUGCAGCAUGGAAACUGAGUGCCUUUCCUGAAAACCGAGUGAUAGGAAUCGGAUGCAAUCUGGAUUCAAAGAGAUUCCAAUAUAUUCUUACAAAUGUUUUGAAAGCACAGAACUCAGGAAAGGAAAUGUGGAUUAUUGGUGAACAAGGGGAAAACAAAGUACCUCUGUGGGCUGGUCAGGAAGAAGCAAUGGCUCCCAACUUCCAGGUACAGUUGUCCAACAGAGCCAUGGAAAUAUUAAAAGUAAAAGGUCAAAGAUCCUGGUCUGUUGGUCUUUCCGUGUCUGACCUAGUGGAUAGUAUCAUAAACAAUAAAAGGAAAGUUCAUUCUGUAUCAAUUUUGGCAAAGGGGUAUUAUAACAUAAACAAUGAAGUAUUUUUAAGCUUGCCUUGCAUCCUUGGAGACAAAGGUGUAUAUGAAGUCAUCAAAGCCACAGCGAAGGAAGAUGUGACUGAGAAACUCCAGAGCAGCGCGUCAUCACUUUAUAAUCUCCAAAGCCAACUGAAACUUUAAAAAGGAUUUUUAGUCUUGUGAUUUCUGGCACUGAAGUAUACAGUUUUAUAAAAGGCAUGGCAAAGGAGGUGGUUUUGAGUUUCUUUUUAUUCAUAUCACUACUUAAUCCUGUCAGUGCUUUUCCCUUUUUAUAGAGAAAGCACAUGCCAUCAUAGUGGCUUUUUUUGAUUAGCACAAUUAUUUGAAUAUACGUUUAAAAAUUUUUUUUUUUUACCGUGGUGACUCCUGUAAGUCUAUGCUUAACUAUGCAUACUAUGCAGUACUAUGGAUACUGCAGUAUGUUUCAUUUUUAAAUAUGUAUCAUAACACAAACAUAAAAUUAGCAUUUGGGAAAUAUUUUGAAAAUGCUUAAGUUAUUUCUUAGUUUAAAACUGAAAUUUAACAAUUUAAGUGUGUCGUUUUUUUAAAAGAUCUUGUAUAACUACAAUUAUUAGAUUUGCACUAAGUUUCUACAUUUGAUUCAAGGAUUAUGCAACUUUUAAUAAUGAUGUGUUUUGCUAAUAAUUGAACAUAGUAUUAGUAAAUUAUUUCAUUCAAAUAUUUAAUAAGCAGCUACAGCUAUGUACAUAGCACUUCAUAUUCUUUUUUUUUUUUUUGCAGAGGCAAUUGGGGUUAAGUGACUUGCCCAGGGUCACAUAGCU
This is a messenger RNA of Sarcophilus harrisii (Tasmanian devil), 2136 nucleotides long. It is a transcript of the gene UEVLD, whose product is annotated as UEV and lactate/malate dehyrogenase domains. Gene Ontology annotation, molecular function: oxidoreductase activity, acting on the CH-OH group of donors, NAD or NADP as acceptor; ubiquitin binding. The record is from RefSeq and is a predicted model, not a curated record. The transcript has 12 exons. Bases 92 to 1495 code for a protein of 467 amino acids. Gene Ontology annotation, biological process: carboxylic acid metabolic process; endosome to lysosome transport; protein modification process. Gene Ontology annotation, cellular component: ESCRT I complex. Lineage: Eukaryota; Metazoa; Chordata; Mammalia; Dasyuromorphia; Dasyuridae.